GAAAAAGUGUUCCUUAUUCAAUCUUGACUGGGUGUAUUUUCAGGAUUUCAUCUUCUAUGCAGAUUUACUGAGACUAUUCAUACAACUGCAAGAAAUAGUGACUUUUUGAUAUACUAUCAGAUCAUAUUCAAAUAUGCCCCCCACAUCUCAGAGUCGCUCUCAGCGAACUGUUGAAACUCGCUGGAACAGAAUUUGCAGCUGCAAGGACGAGCUGCUUACACACGAUCAAUGUGCCCAGAUGGGAGUACAAGUCACCCGUCUCGAACUCGAGACUACUCGUCUUGCACACGAAACUGAGCCUAUUACUGAUUCUAGCUCCGAUUCUAGCCCUGCUUCUGGAGAAGUGCUUAUACCAACUGCUGCCUCCUACUUCGAACCACUAACGGACAAAUUUAUGUUAGAUCAUCCUGUGGACUCGGACCGGGUUCAAAAGAUAUCGAAGGAGGAUCCGGAUUUUCUUGUCUUGAGGAACUACGAUCCCGAGGCUGCUAUAGCAGAAGAGAGGACACCGGGAUUUCGCCAGAAGUAUUGGCGCCCAAGUGAAUGUCUUUUGGAGGUUAUAUCUGUCUUAAAGGACCAUAUCUUCCGUGUACCACGAAAGAGCGAUCGAGGCUAUAUUGGGCAAUCCCUGAUAGACAUUGUCGAUUGGAUUAAUGUCAAUCACGAAGUCGCAUUAUCGCAAGCAUUUUAUCUACCGUCGCGGAAUCUUCAAGACAGUAUACACCCGGUUAGGCUCCUCUUCGAGGUUAAAGACUACAUAUACCCACACGUUACCAUGGCUGUUCAACAUAACAUCAAAGAGACUAUAAACGAUAACCUAAUACUGCGCCAUGAGCUGGCUUAUAUUCUGCAAGUGAUGAGAACCCGUCUGAACGAAAAUUUAUUUGAUAAGCAGCCGCAACCGGUUCUAAUGUUAUCAUUUGUUGCCCCUCAGCAUGGUCGAAUCUUAGAAGCCUACAUUGAGGACCAAUAUAGGGUCAAGGUGGCAUCCAGCCGUCUGUAUAGUUUUGAGAAGAACUCAGCAGCGCCUUUUGAGCUGUUUUAUCGCUGGUUCCUUGGCCGGCCCAUUGGUGUAGGACGGUCGCAACCAAGACCACAACCGGAUUUUUGUUCUCUCGGAAGUGAGUCAGAGGAAACUGAAGAUGCUUGAUUAAGGAUCGAUCUAGGGAGAUGCUCUAGCGGGCCUUCUAGCUAAAUAUCUACCUAGGUAGUUAACUAGUUAGUAGUUAGUUAGUUAGUUAGUUAGUUAACUCCUGAGCUGAUUAAGCACCUGGCUAGUGGCAGGAGACCGUAGCAUUAGAGGGCCCUAGGGAUCUGAAAUGUUCAGAACCUCACGAUGGCAUACAUGGAACAGAUUGGAUUGCUUGAGUUGGACAGUUUUGUGCGAAGUGAAAUGAUAGAGCGCUUCUAGUCAUGUUAUCUAGAAAUGCAAUUCUGGUGCUAA
This is a messenger RNA of Paecilomyces variotii, 1444 nucleotides long. RefSeq lists its product as hypothetical. The transcript has 3 exons. The record is from RefSeq and is a predicted model, not a curated record. Bases 134 to 1150 code for a protein of 338 amino acids. NCBI's taxonomy places the organism in Eukaryota, Fungi, Ascomycota, Eurotiomycetes, Eurotiales, Thermoascaceae.